Messenger RNA from Prunus dulcis (almond), 3281 nucleotides. Its product is annotated as glycosyltransferase family 92 protein RCOM_0530710. Bases 437 to 2296 code for a protein of 619 amino acids. The transcript has 2 exons. Lineage: Eukaryota; Viridiplantae; Streptophyta; Magnoliopsida; Rosales; Rosaceae. The record is from RefSeq and is a predicted model, not a curated record.
GCCCGGAAAAAAGCGUCCACCUCAAAUCCCAAUUAUUUCGGUCGGUCAGCCAAGUUUAUUCUCUUCUUCUUGGCUCAUGCAUAGUCCCAUCCCAAUUCAGCAAAAACACUUUAACUAAAAAUCAAGACUGAUUAGCAUUAACUAAUCACCGGUUAAUCUCCACCACCACCCUCUGCCCCAGUCAACACUUCUUUCUUCUUCUUCACCACCCAUCAGCAGCAGCCCCCCUUUAUAGACUCUCUCUCUCUUCCUCAAAUGGUCGGAGACGCCAGACCCAUUUCUCAAAACCCCGAAAGUUUUCAACUUUCAUAAAAACCCACUUGUCGGCAGCAGCAGCAGAUCUAUUCAAAACCCACCCCAAUCCCCUAUCCCUUCUAAUUAUUCUCAGAAAAACUCCCACUUUUUUGGGUUUUUUUCUUUCCAUUUUGGGCAACAAAUGUCAGGUAUGGACUCAUCAGAGCAACGCCGCAAGCGGAAGCGCAUGCUUCGGUCCUACUCACAAGCAAAGCACUACUUGUCCCUGAGAAGGCCUCUCAUUCUCUGCUUCUCCUUCUUCAUCUUCCUCUUGCUCCUCUCUUUCGAACGCUUUCGUCCGGCGUCGUUUCGGCCCGUCCUCACCGCCUCCACCACCACCCUCUCCCUUCUAUCCUCCACCGCAAGCAAUUCGAUUCUCGAGUCUUUCACUAACAGAAACAGAAACAGCAACAGCAACAGCAGAGACUCGUCCCCUCUUCGAGUUCAAGAUCGAAUCUUGUUUCCCGAUCACAUUCUUCUCAUUGUGCCCAAUAGGUUUCGCCAAAACGACCAAUUGGAGUGCGUUUACCAUAGAUUAUCCAACGGUUCAGAUGAGCUUCUUCAAGAUGGAGAAAAGAAUCCGCACCUGGAUUUUGCUAUUCGACCGGUUUUGUCCACCGACGUCUACGACGAGCUCCGUUCCAUCGCCAGGUGUCCGCUGCCGUCGAAUAAUUACUCGGAGGCCGUCGAUUUGCGGAGGCGUGGCGGCGGUUACGAUUGGACGGCUGGGAUUAACGGGACGGCUUAUCCUUGGGACAGAGUAGUUUACGAGGCGGUUAUUGAUAUUGAUGGAGACACGGCGGUUGUGUUCGUUAAGGGGUUGAACCUCAGGCCCCACAGGAAAUCGGAUCCGACCCGACUCACUUGCCAUUUCGGGUUGGGCAACAAUGGCAACUGGGAAAAAGACCUGGGCUUUGUGCUCACCACUGAAGCUGUCACGGCGGCUCAGGAAGUUGUCCGGUGCUUGCUGCCCCGGACUAUCCGAAACAACCCGGAUAAGACCCAUGGAGUUCGGGUCACGAUUGGUUACAACACUGGCAGCGCCAGAGCUCCAGUUCAUGUCACUCUGCCUUCUGUGGCCACACUUUACAGUUCUAAAUCCACUGUGAGAAACGAAAACCAGAAGAAGAAGAAACACGAGCUUUGUGCUUGCACCAUGUUGUGGAACCAAGCACCAGCGCUAAAAGAGUGGGUUAUGUACCACGCUUGGCUUGGAGUUGAGCGCUGGUUCGUUUACGACAACAACAGUGACGACGGGAUUGAAGAUGUGGUUCAGGAGCUUGAGUUGCAGGCCUACAAUGUCAGCAGGCAGAGCUGGCCAUGGAUCAAAACCCAAGAAGCAGGCUUUUCGCGUUGUGCUUUGAGAGCAAGAGACGAGUGCCAUUGGGUUGGCUUCUUUGAUGUCGACGAGUUCUUCUACUUCCCUAGGGCGUUUCGGCACCACAGAGGAGACGGUGUUCCUGGUGAAAACUCGCUUCGAAACCUUGUUUCGAAUUAUUCCUAUUCGCCGACGAUUGGGGAGAUCAGAACAGAUUGCCAUAGCUUUGGGCCAUCUGGGCUGAGUUCACAUCCAUCGCAGGGUGUCACUGUUGGGUACACUUGCAGGCUGCAAAGCCCUGAGAGGCACAAGUCUAUAGUAAGGGCAGAUUUGCUUGAUGUUACUCUGCUCAAUGUGGUUCACCAUUUUAGGCUGAGACAAGGUUUCAGGCACCUGAAUGUGCCUGAAAAUGUUGCUGUCAUAAACCAUUACAAAUACCAGGUUUGGGAGACUUUCAGGGCCAAGUUUUUCAGAAGGGUAGCAACCUAUGUUGUUGAUUGGCAGGAGGAUCAAAACCAGGGGUCAAAAGAUAGGGCACCUGGGCUAGGAACUGAGGCCAUUGAGCCACCCAAUUGGCGGUUGAGGUUCUGCGAGGUUUGGGACACUGGCCUUAAAGACUAUGUUUUGGGUUACUUUGCUGAUCCUGCAACUGGGUCACUGCCAUGGGAGAAUUCUCUUCUGUGACGAAUACAAAUUGCAGAGCUGGGUGCUUUCAGAUUGACGCCCGUGUAUAACACAGAGUAAAUCACACACACAACAGAAGCCAUUCUUUUCAUUAGUUCAAUAUUUUCAAAGUCGAAAAGGACACACACCUGAUCGGCGGAUGUGAAUCCUCUAACCGUGUCACCACCAAUUAUUGUGAUCCCUUUGUCUCCAAGUGGCUGCAAUAUUACUGCCUGGAAAAGUUGGGAAUCGUGUUAUCAAUCGUUAAAAGCAGAUAUACAAGGUGAGUUCUAAUGCACAUAAUUGAAGAAACUAAGAAAGAUGUAUAUUUCAGCUGGCUGUGCACAUCAAGUUACUGUUUAGGUGUGUGUAUUCCUGAUGAACGAAUCACUGGAUGAACAAACAUAUUUACUUGAACAGAUACACAUGAUUGAAAAAAAAAAAAAAAAUUCUAAGAAGAAAACUGAACCUGUGUAUUUGAAGGCAGAAAUGGCAGCUCAGAUUUCCCAGGAUAAAGAUAUAGGUUUGCCAAAUAGCUCUCUGAAAAAGCAGGUGGUCUCAAGAUUAUCAAAAACAUUUGGUGGAAGUCUAGUUCAGAUGUGACAUGGUAAAAUAGUUGAAAAACUUCAACAGAUGAUAUGCAGAGUCCUUGGCAAGUACUUACGAACUCCUGAUUUCAUAACACCUCGAUAAAGUGAUCCUUGCAUCAGUUUAUCAGCAUCCACAAACACAGCCUUGCCAUCACCAUUAGAAGAUUCUGCUGCAAAACCAAUCUGAAGGAUACAUCUGCCAUCAUAAACUAUAACAAGAGACUGGCAGCACGUCACAUCUGACAAAGAUUCCCAUGCCCUGAGAACAAGCAAUGAAAAGCAACAAUUAACCAGCCAUAAUCACAUAUUAAACAAAGUAGUGAUUUCUUAAUCUUCUAAUCCCUACAAACUAGGUAUGAUUGUAUUGCAAAUCACAAUGUAAUGCUACAGAAUGAAAAUACAGGAAUUUUGUGCCA